Molecule: messenger RNA, 2767 nt
Organism: Telopea speciosissima
Lineage: Eukaryota; Viridiplantae; Streptophyta; Magnoliopsida; Proteales; Proteaceae
Product: pre-rRNA-processing protein TSR1 homolog
Exons: 22
Coding region: 94-2484 (796 amino acids)
Biological process (GO): ribosome biogenesis; endonucleolytic cleavage of tricistronic rRNA transcript (SSU-rRNA, 5.8S rRNA, LSU-rRNA); maturation of SSU-rRNA from tricistronic rRNA transcript (SSU-rRNA, 5.8S rRNA, LSU-rRNA)
Cellular component (GO): preribosome, small subunit precursor; nucleus
Molecular function (GO): U3 snoRNA binding; GTPase activity; GTP binding
Source: RefSeq, a predicted model, not a curated record
GAAUUAGGGUUUCCUAAUUCAUAACAUUCCCAGGUAUUGCUUCAACAGUACCAUUCUCUCUGCGACUUCACUUGCUUGCUUGCCUCAGCUUCCAUGGCGGGUUCCCGACCUCAGAUAAAUAAGGCUCACAAGAGCCGCUUCUCUUCGAAAGCGUCUCGCCAAGUCCACAAAACUUCUCUUAGAGAUAAGAGCAGGAUUUCAAAAUCGGAACACAAUGUUACAAAGGGAGCUCGUGCUGCUCGGAUUCAGCGGAACAAAAUGGUAUGGGACCAGAAAUGGGCUGCCCUUUUGAAAGAGAAAAGGGCUUCAAGUGCUUCCACAAGCCCUCCUCGUGUUAUUGUUCUAUUUGGCCUUUCUGCUUCUGUAAACCUAGAUGCACUUUCAAAAGAUCUUUUGGCAUUAUUAUCUCCAGAGGGUACAAAAGCCACAUCUGCCACAAUUGCUUCUCCCGAUUACAAACUUAGAGCAACGGUCCUGAAAGCACCUCAUGGAGACCUGUUAACAUGUCUGGAAAUGGCUAAGGUUGCAGACCUGAUUGCUUUUGUAACAUCGUCUAUCUCUUUAUAUGAAGAAGAUAUGUCAGUUUUUCAUGUUGAUUUUUUUGGAAGCCAAUGCCUUUCUGUCUUUAGAGUUAUUGGUUUACCAAGUACAGCUUUGUUGAUCCGUGAUCUACCUUUGGAGCCUAAGAGGAAACAAGAGUUGAAGAAGCUGUGCUUGUCUAGCCUUGCAUGUGAAUUUCCUGGGGAUUGUAAGUUUUACCCGGCAGAUACAAAGGAUGAGUUGCACAAGUUUCUAUGGCUUUUCAAAGAGCAUCGGCUCACUGUUCCUCACUGGCGAAACCAACGUCCAUUCCUUAUGGCUCAAGAGGUUGAUUUGGUAAAUAAUGAUUGCAAUCCGGGAAAGUGUACCCUUGUACUGUCUGGUUACCUUCGUGCUCGCAGUCUCUCAGUAAAUCAGCUGGUCCAUCUGUCAGGAAUAGGUGAUUUUCAACUGUGGAAAAUAGAUCUUCUCAAGGAUCCUUUCCGCUUGAAUGCGAAAAAAGGGCCAGAAUUAAUGGAUUCUGAUGAAUUACAUGAUCUGCAGGCUAUCCGCUCUUUGGUCCCUGAUCGACUGAAACAAGAGCCUUUACUUGUUGAAAAUAUUCCAGAUCCUCUUGCUGGAGAACAAACAUGGCCAACAGAAGCAGAAAUGGCUGAGGCUGAUAGGAUUCAUAAGCAGAAAGAACAAAAGAAGAAGAUUCUUCCUCGAGGCACUUCAGACUACCAGGCUGCCUGGAUUGUAGAUGAUACAGAUGAGGAGGUUUCAGGGAGUGAGGACGAUGAGGUUGAUGGUAUGGUACUAGAUGAAGAAGAAAAUGGUUUUUCUGACCCUGAAGGAAGCAAUUAUUCAGAUCUUGAUGAAGAUCAUGCUGUUUCAAACUUGAGGAAUUCUGAUGACGAAACUGAAGCUGCUACGGCAAUGACUGAAGGUGAGAACUUGACAAGAGAGCAGAUAGAAGAUGAGAUUCGGAAGAUUAAAGAUGCACAUGCAGAAGAUGAGGAAUUCGCAGAUGAAGUGGAUACUCCUUUGGAUGUUCCUGCUCGAAAACGUUUUGCAAAGUUUAGAGGGCUGAAGUCUUUUAGGACUUCAUCAUGGGACCCAAAAGAGUCUCUUCCUCCCGAAUAUGCGAGAAUUUUUGCCUUUGAUAAUUUUGCAAGAACACGGAAACUCAUUUUAUCCAAAGCUUUAGAUAUGGAUCAAGGGAAAGAAGAUUGUGUGUCAGUUGGCUCGUACAUAAGGCUUUUUAUCAAGGAAGUGCAAGUUGAUGUUGCUUCCAAACUUAGUGUAUUGGCAAGGACAUCGCUUGUGUUAGCAUGUGGACUUUUCCAGCAUGAGUCCAAGAUAUCUGUCAUGCAUUUCAGUAUAAGGAAACAUGACAGUUAUAGUGCUCCUAUUAAAGCUAAAGAAUCAUUGAUUUUUCAUGUUGGCUUCCGCCAAUUUAUUACUAGGCCUAUAUUUUCUUCUGAUAAUAUGAAUUCAGACAAGCAUAAAAUGGAGAGGUUCCUACAUGCAGGGCACUUUUCUAUUGCUUCAGUUUAUGCACCAAUUUCAUUUCCUCCUCUGCCACUGAUAGUCUUGAAGUGUGGGCAAGGAGAGGCUAGUCCUACUGCUGGUGCUGCUGUUGGAUCAUUAAAAAGUAUUGACCCAGAUAGGAUAAUUUUAAAGAAAAUCAUUUUAACUGGAUACCCCCAACGAGUGUCAAAAUUAAAAGCCACUGUCCGAUAUAUGUUUCAUAAUCCUGAGGACGUGAGAUGGUUCAAGCCGGUUGAAGUUUGGACAAAAUGUGGUCGCCGUGGCCGAGUAAAGGAACCUGUUGGGACUCAUGGGGCAAUGAAGUGCACAUUUGAUGGCGUUGUUCAACAGCACGAUACUGUAUGCAUGAGCUUGUACAAACGUGUGUACCCUAAGUGGCCAGAACAGAGAUUUCCAGUUCUUGAUAGGUGAUGGUCACUGGUGUGGUUUCCAUAUCACUACAUGAUUGUGGAAUUGUGUCUGAUCUCUCUGGUCACAGACGAGAUCUGAGUGUGUCAUUGGUGGGGAUGAAGCUUUGGUUCAGAUUGACGGGACAAUCUCAUUUUUGCUUGUAAGCAAAUAUGUGGUUGAGUCCAUUGUACAACUUCUCAAAUCAUUGAGAGGAAGAUAUUUUUCUUGUUUUGUUAUUGUAGUACUCAACACUAGCCUAAUUUUUAUUCACUUUUAAUUUUAAUAUUACAUAUUUUGUAUCCAA